AUGUUUGAAAGUGAUUGGAUUCGUAUUAAGAAAUCAAUUGAGGAUGAGGACGAAGUGGUUAUGCUUCCCUCAACUCCCGAAACGAAUGGCAAUGAGGAUCAUUUAUUCUCAAAACCACUCCAUCAUCAACAACAAGAAAUGGCGUUCUCUCCACAAAAAGAUGAGGACAAAGCCUUUGCCCGAUACAGGUAUUGCUCAGGAGAGUUUGAUGACGAUGAAAUUGAGGAAUGCGUCAUACCAGAUAGUACCAACGGGACUCACUCAAGAGGAACAAAAGCAUCAAAGGGCCUUCUCACCAGUUCCAAAUCAUUGGUUAAAAGUAAAUCAACAUCGACCUUAUCGGACUCUAAGAUGCUCAAAUCGGUUCAAGAGCCACCUGCAGCAACAACUGUGGUAUUGAAAAAUAGUGCCCUUGCUGCUGCCUCAAUUUAUGGGUCCUCACAGCCUAAAACACCAAAAACAAAGAGAUUAACGUCAUCUAAAUCCUCACAGAACUUGCUCCCUCUUCAGCUUUCUCCUUCAACACCAAAUACCGCAUCAAGAAACGGGCAAGGGCUUCAUCCAAUUCCAAAAGAGACGAGCAAAGUUUCACCAAAAACACCAUCUAGUAACGGUAGUUCUGCAAGAUCUUUAUCCACACACCGUUUGAUUGAGAGAAGGGCUUCCAAUACCAAGUGA
Naegleria lovaniensis is the source of this 678-nucleotide messenger RNA. RefSeq lists its product as uncharacterized. The transcript has a single exon. The record is from RefSeq and is a predicted model, not a curated record. Lineage: Eukaryota; Heterolobosea; Eutetramitea; Acrasida; Naegleriidae. Bases 1 to 678 code for a protein of 225 amino acids.